Molecule: messenger RNA, 1443 nt
Organism: Bipolaris victoriae FI3
Lineage: Eukaryota; Fungi; Ascomycota; Dothideomycetes; Pleosporales; Pleosporaceae
Exons: 7
Coding region: 1-1443 (480 amino acids)
Molecular function (GO): aldehyde dehydrogenase (NAD+) activity
Source: RefSeq, a predicted model, not a curated record
AUGCGCACCCAACUCUUCAUCAACAAUGAGUAUGUAGAUGCUCAAAACAAGGAAACGUUGGCUGUCUACAGCCCACACGAUGAGUCGCUUGUAACAGAUCAGCUCCAAGUUGCUGGUCAGGAAGAUGUAGACAAAGCUGUUGCAGCAGCGCGAGCAGCUUUCCACGGAGAAUGGUCCAAAUGGACACCGGCGCAAAGAUCGACAGUUAUGCUAAAGUUCGCAGAUCUGGUCGAUCAGCAUGCUGAUGAGCUAGCUCUUUGGGAAAGCACGUGCAUGGGCCAGGCCAUCUCUACCACUAAGAUGCUUUACAAAAUAUUCACUGGUGCCUUUAGAUACUAUGCUGGAUGGACAGACAAACUACUUGGCGAGCAAUAUCCGGCGCACGAUGGCUUUUACAGGGUUGUCCAGUACGACCCCAUUGGAGUGUGUGCUGGCAUUGGUGCCUGGAACGGGGCGCCGGGAUUUUUCGGCUCUAAAGUUGCUACAGCUGUCGCUGUUGGAUGCACAGUCGUCUACAAAGGAUCGGAAAAGACUCCAAUUGGCGUGCUUCAACUUGGCGAUCUAAUCAAAGAGGCCGGCUUCCCUCCAGGAGUCAUCAAUAUCAUCACUGGUGCCGGCUCUACAGGAGCGAUGCUGUCAGCUCACAUGGACAUCAACAAGCUAUCGUUCACGGGAUCACUUGAUACCGGGAAAAAAAUCCAAGAACUUGCAGCAAAAAGCAAUAUGAAACGAGUUGUCCUCGAGCUCGGUGGAAAAUCUCCGAGUCUGAUCUUCGACGAUGCGGACUUGGACAACGCUCUCCAACAUCACAGCCUAAACUUUCUUUUCAACACUGGCCAGGCAUGCGUAGCAGCAAGCAGGGUCUUUGUUCAGGAAAGUAUUGCCCAGAACUUUAUUGAGCAGCUGAAGGCUCGGUUUGAACAAGUAUCUCAGACUACCGGAUCGCCUCUGGACCCAAAGACGAUCUUUGGACCACUAGCCGACAGCUUGCAAUAUGAACGCGUGAUGAAGUAUUUCGAGAUUGGAAAGCAAGAGGCCGAGCUCAUCACUGGCGGAAAGCGCCACAACUAUUCCAACACCGGAUACUAUGUGGAGCCAACUAUCUUCCUUAACCCCAAGGACGAUGCUCGCAUUUACCGCGAGGAAAUUUUCGGCCCAGUCCUUACUAUCAAGACUUUUAAAACAGAAGAGGAAGCCAUCAGGAUGGCUAACGACACUUUUUUUGGUCUAUCUGCAUGCAUCUAUACUGCUUCGACGAGCCGUGCUCUCCGCAUUGCGAAGCAAAUUGACUCUGGCAAUGUCAACAUCAACUCUUCUCAGUCCUUCAGCAUUGCUGCUCCAUUUGGCGGCAACAAGCAGAGUGGCAUUGGACGGGAGGGUGGACGGCAGGGACUUCUGCAUUUCGUUGAAACAAAGACUAUAAGCAUCAAUAUGAAUGUUUAG